GUUGCUCAGAAAAUACGGUCCAGUACAGAGCAAGUUCUGAUGCACUGGUCAAAGAGGAUCUGAACAUUCACUGGGCCUCAUCUGCGAUUUGGUGACCACCAAAAGCACAUUACACUCUCCUGGAACAGUGUCUGUUGUUAAUAUACCACUAGAGCAUAGUGCUCGCAGUUGGCAGAUACCGUGUUCCACGUUCCUACAAUCCCACGUCAUAUUAGGAAGUACGGAAACAGUCUGGUGAAUUUCUUCUCUAGAAGUCUUCCGUUCAUCCUCUGCCUAGUUGCAGGAAUGGACAAGUGGUGAGCAGUAAGGAGAAGAUUGAUUGUGCCCAGCUAUAUAGAGAGAUUGGCCUGAGUAGAUUCGAGCACGAUACAGUAGUUUUGGCAACAGGUGAAUCUGCGGCAGACGAGUAACUUGGCCUGCUGGCAUCCUGCCAGUUCAUCGGUGGUCUGGUUGUCGGUUAGCCCAGUAAUCUGGUGACCAGCUGGAAGCUCCAGGUUGACUGAUUCCCCAGUGAUCUGGUGACCUUCUGGAACCUCCAAGUGAAUGCUUGGCCAGUAAUCUGGUGGAAGCCCUAGGCUGCUGGUUAGCGCAGUACUUUGCUGGCAGUUCCAGACAGUCGUCUCCCCAGCGGUCUCGUCGGCCUGAGACUCCAGCCUCCAGCCCGGUCCUCCAGUGGAUGAGCGUCCAGUCUGGCUGACCCCCCCGAGGCUCGCCAGGCGCAUCAGCAGAGCGUGCGACGCAAGACCCGGCGGACUUCGCUGCUGGCAUCUCUGGGCUUCGCCCGCCACCAGGGGCCCUCUGCUUCUUCCUCGGCAGCCGUCUCGUCCUUCCAGCAAGUGAGCGGCAUGUACCGCACAGUGCGCCACGGAGAGAACUCUCUGCAGUACACCAUCCUGCCACAGCAGGAUGACCUGGGCAACGCCGGCGCGGCCUCCGGUGCUGGACCAGCCGGACGAAGGACGCGGAAGGCGGGCGGCGGCCGUCUGAAGCUGGCGCUGGUGCUGGGCGUGGCGCUGGUGCUGGCGGCGGGCGCCGUCACGACGGCGGUGCUGGUGCCGCUCAUGAUCCCCCGGCCGCACGGCGCCGCCCACCGGCCUCUCACCAGGCACCACCACCCGCCACAGAACCUGCUGCCGGCGCGCCGACCGCUGCACCAGUCGCUGGAGGACCCGGCGCCGCCGCCGGUGGCCGCCGCACACCGGGACGCCGCCCCCGCCCCCGCCUCCUCCACGGAGGACCCCUCCCUGUCCGCAGUGUCCUCGGUGUCCCCCGCUGAAGACGUGGCGGCCAGCAGCGCCCUCUACAGCGAGCCCGCGGCCACGGAGGCGCUGACGUCGACGCCCGCCACACCGGCCGCCACCAGCACCCAGGCCGCCACUACCACCACCACCAGCACCACCACCACGACCACCACGACCACCACCACCACCCCUGCGCCGACCUCCGCCGCCGCCUCAACGGCUGCAACGAGCGCCUCCAAGGGCAACGCAGAUUCUACUGCAGUGAAUGAGCAGUUGGCCCAUAGCAUCAGUUCCCACCCUGGAAGACCAGGAGGCGGCGCUGUGACGGAGGCGGUGGUGCACUUCGAUGGGGCAGACAACGGCACUGACGGGGGCGGCCUAGAUGCGGCGGACAUUGACGACGCAGAAGUCGACGGGCCCGGGGACGGUGGGCGCGGCCGCGGCUCCGGCAAGCCGAGCACCUGGCUGGAGUCCAGGUGGCCAUUCGGGGACGCCUCCGCCUACUUCGAGUGGACGGGCUUCAACGGGGAGGACAGCGUGCUGCUGCCGCUGGCCCUGGCCGGGGUCGUGCUCGUGCUCGUCAUCAUCAUCGCCGCCUGCUACGCCAUCCGCAGACACCGCCACAAGGUCAACCGCCGCCAGGCCAUUGGGAAGAUGUCGAACGAGCUGCAGUCUGGCGACAAGGCAACACUGCUUCCUGACGGUUCAGAAGACGAGUAAAGAGCUACCUGCUGUCCCCAGCGUAAUGGUCGGCAGGCUCCAGAUGUGGCCUGCUAUUGGUCGGUGGCCCACCAACUGCAAGGGAGGCGCAGCAGCUACCACGUUGCCACGUCUCCGCUGGAACUCUAGCUUCUGUUUUGGUCAGACUCACAGUUUACAGAAACCUCCCCAACCAGAAAGUGGUUCACCAAAGCUGCGGAGAUCUGCCAAACGAGCAGGGUGCUUGCUGCUUCGUGGUUUUCGAGAUGUUUCAGAACAGUUACGUUUGCUGAUUAUGACCAAACUGUUGCAUCAUAGUAUUAACAGAAAAAGAACUGCUUCUUUGCUCUGCUUUAUCAUUCGAAUAAGUCUUGAACCACGACUUAUGCUGUGUAAUCUCUCGUCAAGUUUCAGUGUUUACUGUAAAUAAUAAUCCUGUUAAGCUUACAACAAAAUAUGGGCAGUUGAAAUGUGAUGAAGUGAAUGGAGAAAAAUGACAUAUCAGAUCCCUCUGCAUUGGAGGGAAAUGUCAGUGAAUGGAACAGAUGUUUAUCAUUGUAUUCACAGAGUUUUGUUGAUGUUACAUUCCAGUCUCCUUAAUUUAUAACAGUGUAAUAAGUUUGUAUUAUGUAUCUAGUCGUACUAUAAAGACUUUCCACACACAUAUAUGUGCAAGCAGUCAUGUUUACUGUUUAUGAAGAGAGAAUUUUCAUGCAUUUUAAUGGACUUUAAGUAUCCUGAGAAAAUAACCAGCUAUGAAGGGCUACAGGGUAGUCCACAAAUGUGGAACAACACUUCUAAAACCAAAAUUUGUUGAUAAAUAGAAAUUUAAAGUCAAGUAGUACAAGACAUGUUUCUGCAGAGGGGGAGGGGGCACGUUCGAGGUUAUGUUGACAAUAUGGGGAUCAUUUUGGAAAUCACCAUCUUGGAUCCAACUUGUAGUUUUCAAAAGGAAAGGGGAUCAUGUCACAUAUCAAAAUAGUAGGGUCUUUCAUUUGAGUGUAGCUUUAUUCAAUCUUAUAGAGAACGAGACACAUGCCAGUACUAACACAUGAAGGUUACAGAAUGUUUUCGAUGUGUUGUACAGCACGUUGUAUGGUGGAUGUUAUUUGAUUCGCUCAUUGCUCAUGGACUUAAAGUGACUUACUUACUUCACCCAAUGGUAUGUAGCAUAUUGGGCAACCAAUUUCCUCCAGCAAACUAGAUCAUGUAAUAGGCUACUAAGUCUUCAAAUUUCAACCAGUUUAUGUCUAUACAUUCAAUAACCUUUGCAAAACUUCGUUUCCAAGUGUUACGAGGGCUUCCUCUACUUCUGUAUCCACCUGUUGGUUUCCACAACAGUGUUGACUUGAGUAUUUUUCCAUCUUUCUCUCGUGAAAUGUGCCCCACAAGCUUCAGCCUUCUCUCAGCAACGAUUUUGUGGAGGCUGUGUGGACCACAUCUUCUUAGCAUGUCAUUAUUUGAAAUGUGGUCGUGAUAACUGAUCUGCAAAAUUCACCUCAAGCAUCGUCGGUGGAAAACGUUGAGCUGACGUGCUGAUUGCUGAUUUUUCCAGAUCUCACAUUUGCAUGUGGCCAUCGGUACAAUGAAUAGAGGAGUAGUUUUGUGUGCACACUUACGGUGUAAUUGCUAUAUGGCUCGCAUUCAUUGGAAGACUGUACAAGCUCUCCCAUUUCUACUGAUGAUUUAUGCAUCUAAGUUCUCAUUAUUACAGAUAAGGUUGCUGGGGUAUGGAAAUCGGUCAGUACCUUCUUUUUCGAGCUAAGAUGUUAUUGCAAAGCAGUUGAAGGGUCUCAGCUACCCUGCUCGCGUUUAGGGGGAAUACCAAAUGGACUAAGCUAUGAAUGUGAAUUUGGACUGAGGGUGGAGGCAUUCUAGGGCAGCCUGUGCAGUUAUGCAAAGAGACUGUGCCGUAGUGCCGUAGCUGUUAGUGCAUGUGCCUAGUGAGCAGCAGACCUGGGUUCGAUGCCUGGUCUUGGUACAAAUUUUCAUUCAUCACUUCCGUCUGCACAGAUAUGUCAUAGAUGUUUGAGGCCUGGAGAAAGCUCUGAAACCAUAUACUUCCAUUUGAUUAUCGUCUGUUUCAUUAUAAUUUGGGUUGACAGGUUUCCACUUUUUAUGCACACUGUUUUUGUCUUAUCAGCAUUUAUUUUUUUAGACCUGCAGAACUUGAUAAUCCAGCAUGGUAGUCAAUAGUUGUAAACUCUGUGGUAUUUCAUCAGAAAAAUCCAGAUCCGAAGGCCUUGAUUCUUUAUUCCAACGUAUGCCCAUGUGGAGUUGUCCACAGUUUCUCUUAUUAUGAAAUCUGUGACUAAUAUGAAAAGGAAUGGUGGCAAAAAAGCAGCAAGUGAACCAAAAUUCUCCCUAUUGAUGUAUGGCUGACUCCUGCAAGAUUCGGCUGGACUUUCACUCUACAAUACCAAAACAGCAGCUGACGAUGCUUCAUCCGUAGCCGUUUUUGAUCUACAGUUUGUCAAUUUUCCUGCGACAGAGCCACUUUCAAGGAAUUUUGCAAUAAGUUUCACUACCGCGCUGUGGAUAUUGGGCGUUCUGUCUGUGAUGCGCUGGCUGAAAUCCUAUGCGAUAACACGGGUACUCUUCUCUCGCGAAAUCAGGAAGUUCUCAAUGCGUUCAGUUUGUGUUAACGACAUCGGUUUUCACGACACGCGUAAAGAAGGAACGUCAGUCAUAACACGAGAAACAACAAAUAUGUGUACGUAGGAAAGACAGCAUUGUUUUCCUCGUGUAAUUGUCCACCCAUUUGAUAUGUCACAUGAUCUUCUAUCCAUCUGAUAAUUAUCAGUUGUACCCAAGAUGGCGACUUCCAAAAUGGUAGCCAGGUUUUCCCACUUUCCGUCAGCACACUACUUGACUAUAAAUUUCUAUUUAUUCGCUUGUUUUUGUUUUAUAAAUCUAGUUCCAGACAUAUGGGCCAGCCUGCGUAGUUGGCUGCGUGCCGAGUGAAUACUGUACAAAACCUUAGACUAAGCCUAUGCACUUAACAACUGAAUGCACCCUGUGCCAGACUCACGCAGAGGAAAGCAACGCGGCACUAGCUGAGCACUUUAAAAAGACAAAAUACUAUAUAUAUAUUACAGCCUAACUUUUCCUUUAAGUUCAUGCUUUUAGAGUGGUCUGACUGACAAAUUUAGCUAACAUCAUGUAAUGUACCACGCUGUUCUUUCCUCCUCUCAUUGGAUGAUAUAUUCCUGCAUAUCUGAUCUAUUUAUUCACCGAAAAAAAUUAAAAUUUUGUAUUUGUUAUGUU
Molecule: messenger RNA, 5207 nt
Organism: Schistocerca cancellata (South American locust)
Lineage: Eukaryota; Metazoa; Arthropoda; Insecta; Orthoptera; Acrididae
Product: syndecan-like
Exons: 7
Coding region: 846-1961 (371 amino acids)
Source: RefSeq, a predicted model, not a curated record